Sclerotinia borealis F-4128 is the source of this 1476-nucleotide messenger RNA. The record is from the annotation of a GenBank genome assembly. Lineage: Eukaryota; Fungi; Ascomycota; Leotiomycetes; Helotiales; Sclerotiniaceae.
AUGAGCGAUAUCAAGGAUGAAACGAUGUCACCAACAACAAGGGAAAUCGGAGGGCCACAAACACUUGUCAAAGAAGAACGGUAUGCACCUAGGGAUGCUCUCGAAAGUUGUAGGACACUUGCCAAAGCUCUACACUUGCCAAAGAAGAACGAAGAUAUCACCAGCGAGAAGCUCCAUGAGGAAACUCAAGUGUCUAUGCGCCAGUUACAUAUCGACAACAAAGCUGCCAUGAAGAAAGUGGAGGAUGAUCGCGUGAGGCACGAUGAGGCAAUAGAAAAAGUACGCAAAUUUUGGGACAAAUCGUCAAAUGGCAUGCCGCUUGCCGCAACUCCCAUCCCAAUGUUUGGUAUACGUUUCGCUGCGGAGCUAGCUAAAAUUGCCAGGAACAGCGAACCGAUAUAUGCUCUCUACCUGUUGAAUGGAGAACUAAUCAACCGACUCAAAGGGCCACCCAGACCUGGACGAAGGACUGAUCGUUGUUUGAUGCCAUCGGAAUUCGUCAAAGUGUCAAGUGUGCUAACAAGGAAGACGCUGGAGAAACCUUGGGAUGGAAACGAUAUGACUGCUCUCAACCUUCGAUUCAACAAAAUCGGCAUGCUUGGUGAGGCCAAUGACGAAUACACGGAUUUGAUACCUCCUCAAGGCGAAGUCAUUGUAUCUUUUGAGGCUUCUUCCAGCUUAGUUCAACCAAAAGCUGCACUGGCAAACCUUCGCAAAUGGAGAGAUCUAGGAAUAGACCUUCCAAAUGAAGCCACCUCCCCUCCUGUUAAAUGUUUUAUGGAUAAGCUCAUAGUACAUCGAAGUACGGUUACCAGACUUGGCCAGGCGGAUAGAGAUAUCAUUGUGCCACAAGACUUUGAUGGCGAGAAUGAUACACCCCAACCUUACGAACCUCCGAUGGCAUGCAAGUGCCCUGAAGUAGAUGUACACGAAAACUGGUAUUCGACGCUCAAUAAUGGAUACAUUGCCAAACCCCAAUUAGCGAACGCUUUAGAUCUUACUGUACGCGACGUCAAACACGCCGAACUAGGUGAACGUCUCGAAGCGUCGAGAACGCCAGGUGCUCUGAAGUAUGCUCCUCCAGAUCUGUUAAGAAUUCAGUCGGCGGUAUCUCUGGACGUCAGAGAGUCCACCAGGAUUACAAAGUGCGGUUUCGUAGGAGGGUCUGACCUUCUGGUACAUCUACCCCAAAUGUCUUCGCAUCUGGCGCGAAGUGCGGUUAUGUAUCGUCAUCAUAAUCGCGAAUGUGAUAAUUCUAAUACCGGUAGUUUCGUUUACAAUUGCUACUUUUCCGUCCCCCAGCAAAUGGCCCGAAAAGAUCUGACACUUUGGAGAACAAUUAGUCGGCAACGACUGGAUGGAGAAUUCAGGUUAAUUUCUAUUCCCCUACCAAUGAUGGAAAUCCGUGGAAAUAAGUCAUUUGGCGGAUGUUUCACUCAUGGUGACCUGACUGAAAUCAUCGGUGCUGCAUUUUAG